This is a messenger RNA of Belonocnema kinseyi, 1906 nucleotides long. RefSeq names its product acyl-CoA Delta(11) desaturase-like. The transcript has 5 exons. Bases 143 to 1117 code for a protein of 324 amino acids. The record is from RefSeq and is a predicted model, not a curated record. Gene Ontology annotation, molecular function: stearoyl-CoA 9-desaturase activity; iron ion binding. Gene Ontology annotation, cellular component: endoplasmic reticulum membrane. Lineage: Eukaryota; Metazoa; Arthropoda; Insecta; Hymenoptera; Cynipidae. Gene Ontology annotation, biological process: unsaturated fatty acid biosynthetic process.
AAUCGAGGAAAAUUUCAUCAAAUCAGAGUCGAUCCUUCUUGCAGUAUGCAACCCGGUCAUUUUCAAAUCGGGCAGUUACUAUCAAAUUAAAUGAUUAUUGAUUUUUGGUUGAAUCUUCACUUAUAAUAAAAUUUUUAUAAAAAUGACAUCGAAAACUGAAACUGUCGAAAAAAAUGAAGCAGAGACAAAAGUGGGACCUUUCACUUUUAAAACCAAACCGAAAUAUAUGAUGUCGAUAUUCUUUUUGGUAGCACAUUGUAUUGGAAUUUAUGCAUUCUUUACCUUUCCAUAUACUACGCAUAAAAUAACUGUUUUGUGGAUGUUCCUAGUUGCAAAUAUUGCAAAAUUUGGAGAAACAGCCGGAGUUCAUCGCCUUUGGGCCCACAAAGCUUACAAGGCGAACGCACCUCUUCGAGCGUUUAUCCUUUUAUGUUACUACACAAAUGGCGGGCUAAAGGCCAAAGAUUGGAUAAAACUUCAUCGGUGCCAUCAUAAACACACAGAUACGGACGCAGAUCCACACAACACAAACCGCGGAUUCUUUUUCGCCCAUAUGGGUUGGUUGAUGUUGCAAAGACAUCCAGAGCUUAGAAAAAAAGUUCGGCAAAUUGAUUUUAGUGACAUUGAAGUGGACCCUGUACUCACAUAUGGAGACAAGUUCUACUUUCCAUUAAUGCUGAUGUGCUGCGUUAUCAUUCCUGCAAUUGUACCAGUAUACCUUUGGAACGAAACAUGGCGUUUAUCAUUGUACCAAGUAUUGAUAAGGUUUUUAACAGUAGGGCAUAUAACAGCGACUGUGAACAGUGUUGCACACUAUUGGGGCUCGAAACCAUAUGACAGGAGUAUAUCGCCAGUGGAGAAUAAGACAAUUGCAAUCUUAACAUUGGGCGAAGGUUGGCAUAACUACCAUCAUAUAUUCCCAUGGGAUUACAAGGCAGCUGAACUUCCCAUUUACAGUGUGAAUGUAACGACUUUUUUUAUCGAUCAGUUUGCCAAACUUGGUUGGGCGUAUGAUUUAAAACAACCGUCACCUGAAUUAGUAAAAAGAACUUGUCUCAAUAGAGGAGAUGGCACUCACCAAGUUUGGGGGCAAGAAGUUGCUGCACCAGAAAAUUGAAAAUAUAAUUUAUAAUUAGUGUAUCAGCAUCGUAAUAAUAUAGGUAAAGCAUGCAAAAUAAGAUCAUAUCCUAUUUAAGAAGAGUAGUAAAUUUUUUAUGUUUCGACUAUAAUUUAUUAAUAUUUACUGAAAUAAAUUGUUGGAACUUAAACCAUUAUUUUGAUUUUAACAAUUUAAAAAUUUUUGCUACAGAAAAAAAUACGUAUAAAAGAUGCAUAAUAGAAUCCAUUCUUAUUAAGAAACAUCAAAAUAUUUCGAUUAACUUACAGACAGAAAUCAUGAAUGUCCACAAAAUAUAUCAAAGUAUUAUAAAAUAAGCAAAACCAAGUUAAAAUUCUGUUACUUUGGCGCGCUUUCCUCAUUCGCGGUUUCUUUAAAUGAUGCCUUUAUUCUGUAUUAUUGAAUUUACCACCUUAAUGUAUGUCUCUUCUCUGCUUUGCUAUAUGUUCGUCGUUGUCCCAAAACACUGUAAGGAUUUUUUCGUUCAAUUAUGAUAUAGUUUCUUAAAAAAAGCCUCUUCAAUUUUUAUAAGGCUUUGUUAUUAUAUGCGUUUUUGUAAAUUUUAAUUUAAUUGUCACGCUGUUUUUCUCAAAAAUUAAAUAUUUAUGUUUUUCACAAGAUAAUAAGCACAGGUGAUUUUUAUUUCUUUUACUUUAAAAAAAAAUUUGUUCGUUUGUAAUUAUUUGUAAGAAAAGAUCGCUAUUUAUAUAUUAUUUAUUAAGAUUCUCUGAAAACAGCGCGCAAUAUUAAGCGAAACGUCAGAAUUUCAAUAAACGAACUUUCCAGUAA